This is a messenger RNA of Clupea harengus (Atlantic herring), 6951 nucleotides long. It is a transcript of the gene syt14a, whose product is annotated as synaptotagmin XIVa. The transcript is spliced from 9 exons. The coding region runs from base 300 to 2033 and encodes 577 amino acids. Gene Ontology annotation, molecular function: phospholipid binding. Lineage: Eukaryota; Metazoa; Chordata; Actinopteri; Clupeiformes; Clupeidae. The record is from RefSeq and is a predicted model, not a curated record.
AAUAUUCCAUUUCAGAAUGAGGAAUAGAUCCCAAUAACAAAUAGAGCCGAUUUCAUAAAUGCGCUAUAAUUCGCGUUUCAGAUUAAUCCGAUCAUCUGAGAUACAGCCAUGAGACUCGACAUUUAGAUGUUGUGUAGCCUACACUAUAAAUGUAUCACACAGGAGGUAAGCGAGGUGUUUCAUAAUAGCCCACUAGAACGUACCACACCGUAAUGCACCCUCUCCCCCUCUCGGGCAUUCCAACAUCCUGUUCCUCCCCGUUUUAACCACUUGCCUUGGUUGAGUCCAAACAGAACAUCAUGGCGAUUGAUGGUGGCGAACGUAAUUGUGGAGUACAUGAGCUCAUCUGCAUCAGAAAAGUGUCUCCCGAGGCCCUGGGGUUCCUGACGGCCGUUGGCGUCUUCAUCGUUCUCAUGAUCCUGCUCUUUUUAUACCUCAACAACAAGCUGUCCCUGGAGAACGCCGGGCCUCUGCCGUGCCUUGAUGACUACAGGAAAACCAAGGAAUCGCAAGAUAAGACCUUUCCUGAUGGGGACUUCCAGGGCUCGUCGUCGGACAGCGAGGACGAGGUGUUGGGGAAGUACCAGGAGGCUGUGAGUCGCUCCCAGGGGCUGCGCGGCGGUGCGGCUAGCGCAUGCCACCCGAAGGGCUAUGGCUGGGAGACGCGUCAGAAGUAUAGCCCCCUCACCGCCGAGUAUGAUGGGUACAGCAGCGAGGCCUCUGCCGAGGACGCGAACUGCAUUCAGCGAAUGAGACGCACGCCUCCGCUGGACGAGCUCCAGCCGCCACCUUACCAGGACGAGGACGGCUCGCCGCGCAUGUCCAGCACGCCCUCCGACCUGGGCGAUGCCAAGUGCGGCCUGUCUCACGCCAGCGACAGCCCGCGCCACUCAUACGGCAAGUGCCCAAGUGAGGGCAGCGGCGCGCAAGAGACAGAGAGCUACCUCACCAAGGGCUACGAGGAGGACGUGCCCAGCGACAGCACGGCCGUGCUCAGCCCUGAGGACAUGUCAGCUCGUGGGUCUGCUGGCCAGCUCCCAAAAGGCUACGAGCCAGACCCAGUGGCCCAGUACGGCACCCUGGAUGUGGUGUUUGACUACAACUCAAAGGACCAGCGGCUGGCGGUGACGGUCACAGCAGUCACCGACAUCCCUCCCCUCAAGCGGACGGGCAACAUCUCCUGGCAGGUGCACCUGGUGCUGCUGCCCACCAAGAAGCAGCGGGCCAAGACGGGCAUCCAGAAGGGCCCGUGCCCAGUCUUCACAGAGACAUUCCGCUUCAGCCACAUCGAGACGGAGAUGAUCGGCAAUUACGCCGUGCGCUUCCGCCUGUACAGCAUACGCCGCAUGAAGAAGGAGAAGGUGCUGGGCGAGAAGGUGUUCUACCUCACCAAACUCAACCUGCAGGGCAAGAUGUCCGUGCCUGUCAUACUGGAUCCCUGCCCAACAAUACCAGGCAGUGAGUCCCAGGUCAGCAUCUCAGAGAUGUCCAGCCAGAGUGCGUCUUCAUUCCAGUCGGAGGGCCAAGGCUCCUCGCCAGAGAUCCUGGUAGGUCUCGUUUACAAUGCCACCACUGGCCGUCUCUCCGUGGAGAUCAUCAAAGGCAGCCACUUCAAGAAUCUGGCUGCCAAUAAGCCACCCACUUCCCAACCCUUGUUGUCAGAUGGACUAUUCUGUUGUCUAAAGCACAUGAUAGGUGGACAGGUUUAUAUUAUUAGAGACACGUUUGUCAAGUUGACCUUGCUGAACUCCAUGGGCCAGGAGAUGUCCAAGUGCAAGACGUCCAUCUGCCGCGGACAGCCCAACCCCACCUACAAGGAGACGUUUGUCUUUCAGGUGGCCCUCUUCCAGCUCUCGGACGUCACGCUCAUCCUCUCCGUCUACAACAAGCGCAGCAUCAAACGCAAGGAGAUGAUCGGCUGGAUCUCGUUAGGACUCAACAGCUCCGGCGAGGAGGAGCUCACACACUGGACACAGAUGAAGGAGUCAAAGGGGCAGCAGGUCUGUCACUGGCACAGCCUGUUGGAGUCAUAGAGGAAGGAAGGAUGGAUGGAUGGAAGGAUAUAUGGAUGGAUGGAUGGAUGGACGGUUGUAGGUAUGGAGGAGAGGGAAGGAGGGAUGGAGACUGAGGGGGACACCGACCAGGCCGAGCCUCAGAGGUGCUCAGGGACAGACAGAGCUGUCCCGCCGUGCACUCUGGGAUAUGAAGCCAAGCUGUGGCCUUAACGGUUUCUGAGAGGCAAAUGAGUUUCAUUUGUUAAAUGUAUUCAUUUUUUUGUUGACCUGAAUUUGAAGCAAUGUUAUAUAGUAGUUGGCUUACUUCUUGCCAAGGUUUCAGGUUCCUCAAGAAAGUGUUUUUUCUUUUGUCCCGAUAGUAUACUGUGUGUGUUGAUAUUGGCGGGAUCUGAGAGCUUUGUCACUGGUAUGGCACACUUCAGACUGCACCGUGUUUCAAAAGAUGACAUCUUGAGCCCUGAUGACAGCUAUCUAAACAUUUCAAGGACAUACUUGCACCAUCAUAUUUGCACUUGUCAGUGUACAGAGAGUUCUUGCCUGUCCUCCAUGACACAAACCUCUGUUGUCAUAGGCAAGUCAUGCCUCCACCAGCAGUGCUCCCAGUUUCUAAAAUCAGUUUUUAAACCAAACAGUUGGUAAAAAGCCACAUAUUCAUUUUAAACAUAGGCACUUAAAGUGUAGUACUUUUUCUAAACAUAUGGCUAAUUGUUCCAAGAGUUGUUAAUUCUGAACUAAAGAAUAACCAAUCUUUAAUUAUAUGUAAGGCACUCAAAAUCACGCUAAUAUAAUUUUAUUUUUGAAAUGUGCCGUUUUGUGAGCAGUUAGUAAUCAAACAGUGCUGUGAUGGAUAAAUUGGUGUAUAUUCAUGAAAUGGAAAAUGCAAGUAAAUGAUUGAAUGAUUGAACUGACAAAGCUGCACCAGUGCAAGGCUAUGAGUUAUUCACUCUAAACGUUAGUAAUAAAGCCAGACCAAUGUUCUCACCAGCGUCUGAAACAGGUCUAAGACUUGUAAAAGGCUAUUUUUGUGAUGAUUGCAGAGGACUCUUUGACCACACAAUGAUUUGUGGGGAUUUCUGUGGUGCAAGAGGAUGACUCACAGAAACUCAAAAUCCUGGCCAAUCAAAUUAUGUUUGAAGUUUAAAGCAGGACACAUCCAUUUUCCAUUGUAUCUUUCUGAAAGGCUUUAUCCUCUACCCAGAGAAAAAAAGCUUGAUGUUCCUAAGAGAAGUGUUUUCUGAUUUGUACUUACUGAAAGGGACACUUAUAGUGACAUCAAUUACAUUCUCCCUCUUUUGUUGGUAUGUCUGCUCAUCCACACAGUGCUGUGUUCUACAGUGGCACACCUAGAAUGUUCUCUGCAUGCCUUAUACUUUUGUUUUUACACUGCACACUUCUAUUGUUAAGCAUGGCUGCCAUCCUUGUGUGUGGGGUCCAGCGUGUCUUUUUCAAGGUCAGACCUGCAUGUCCUCACUCACUCUUCGGCAGUCAGUCAGUCAACAGUCAAUAGUCACACUGUAAGAAAACAAACAAAAACACAUGAAAAACAAAAAAACAAACAAAAAAACACUUUCGACAUACGUCUCUAAUGCCUCACACUAGAGUCUGCAUUUAUGAAUGAGUGGCAAGACACUAAACAGUGUGCGAAACUUGGAGUGGGUCCAGCGAUUUUUAGUGGAGCCUUGCUCAUUUGUGGUCUGGCUUAUGUGUUCAGGUUCCCAUAGUGAAAACAGACUCUGUCAUUUUAUAGAAGCUAGAGCCCAUUUUGUGUAGUUAGGAUUCAGCUAGAGUGCUGGUGUAAUGUGAUGCUGACUAACCGCUGCAAAUGCAAUGUUAUGUAAUGAGUUACUUGACAUGUUCUGCCAUAAAGCCCACAUAGUUCUCUCUUAGAAGCUGGCAUAUCUACAGUUUUGUAAUGGCGUCUCGUGAAUCUGACCCAAGAAUGUUACAAAUCAGAUCUGAGUGAUGCACUCCUCCUGGUUGUUGCAUAAAGUUUAAAGAUUUUAUUUUCUUAGUCGGCGUUGCGUUAUGUCCCGAAAACGAGAAAUAGUUUCACAGCCAUUCUCCAUAAUUUAAGCUUUUUUUCCCAACAGAAUCAACACAUUAGACUUGUGGAAGGCUCUUCACGCACUCAAACUAUUCGGCUAGGCCAACACCAGUGCUGAGCGUUGCAUGGGGUCCCUCGAAACCAGCCACAGCAGGAAAGCUCAAGCCUGUGUCAGAAUAACAAUGGCUCAUGAGAUCCCUGAAAGGUGCCACAGAUGUCUUACAGUCUCUCAUAAUGCCUGUGAUUAAGCCUGCUAUUAGAACAUGCUCAGAUAUAUGAACGCAUUAUAACAUGAUUACAUGGACCUAUCUGACAUGCAUAAGCAAGACGAGAUGAAUGCUUGCUUUGGCUUAUGUAUACUGAUGAUAUUGUUUUGUUAUUAUGAUGAGUGACUGCAUAUGAGUGUGGCGAUAAUGUCAGGUACAUUUUGUAGUCGUAUUAUAGCAACAACAAAAAAAAACAUGUAAGCUGGCAAUGAGCUGUAAAAAUUUGUAACAGGAACUGUAUGAAUAUAAUGACACAUUUUGUGGUGGGCUUGUGUCAGAAGAUGUCAAGCAAGGUGUCAGCCUCCUGAGCCCUGCAGCCCAGAGGAAAUAUUAGUGACAGGUGAACUAAAAGUGGCCUGCUUGCUGGUGUUGCUUUUCUAAUCUGUCAUGUGUCAUGAUCUCUGUGUGAUCUUACAAUUUAAAUGGUUCUUUUCAUUCUUUUUGAGCAAAAGUUAACUUCUCACUUAUCAAUUGUUACAUACUGUAUACGCUUAUAUAGAUUUUUCCUAUCUAUUUUUGUAUUGAUAACAGGACUAAUGAACCAAGACAGCUUCUCGUUACAAAGCUCUGUGAGCGGUAUGGUUCUGUAGACCUCUAUGUUCAGUUGGUCCUAUUUUUCGUACUUGUCUUUCUCAGUUAUGUAAUUGAUAAACUGUUGUAUUUUUUAUUUAUUUUUUGUAGUGAAAUAACACAAAAAAAGAUGAGAUGAGAGUCUUAUCCAGCCACAAGGUACAAGGAAAUUUAUCUAAAACAUGAAAUAAUGGGCAUACCAAUCUAAAUAUAUGGGAGGUGUUGUGACUAUAUGAGCAGUUGUUCCUAGGUUGUGCUGAAGUCAGUAAUGAUGCACGUCUAGUGUCAUUCACUCUUGGACAAAAAGGAAGUCAAAAAGGGAAAAAAUACAUUAAGUGGAGUCAGUCUUUUGAACUGGUGUCCUUUGUGACUGCAAAAAAGAAGCACAUCCUUACAGCACAACAGUGAAAUGCACCUUGUGAAAGAAAGUCAGGCAGAGUAUGCAAACAUUGCCCUAGGAAUAGAAUCAACCCCUCCCCCUUUCAAGUCUUUCUCCCUCUCUCUCUCUCUUGAUCUCCCUCUUCUUCCUCCUGUCUUCUUGCUCUCUCGCUCUCUCUCUCUCUCUCUCUCUUUCUUUCUCUCUCUCUCUCUCUAGCUCUCUUUCUGGGGGCUCAGGGAGCUCUGUGCGCAGAGGCGUCAGAGGUAGUGGGGCUGCGUGGGAAUCUGUUGCCGUGAGGAGUUAGUGCCAAGUCUGGGGUGUGAUCAAAGCCAAGCCUUUCACUGCAGGAUUACGGCUCCUCUUGCUGCUCUCAAGCAGAGGGGGAAGCACAGUGUUAAAUAGCCAUUGGCCUCUAGCCUCCUCCACACGGCCUGCUCAACCCUUAACCUUCCCUUUAGAAGAGAGCAUGGCUUACUGUAAAGGAGAAUGGGGUGUCAGGAUGGCCACGGAAUUAGGAUGAUCAGUACGCUAGCCCAUGUCUACUAUUGACAAAGAAUGUCUCUCGACAGUUAUGAGCUCCCACUAAUUACAGCUUUCAUUUAGGCUGAACCACUAAAUACUUGCCACGGUCGAUGUAUGUAUGUCUCCAAACCUUGUAAGCACAGCAGUGUUCACUCUGUAGCCAUUCUUUACACAAAUCCAGAUCAUGAUCAGGCCAUUACACGAGACUGACAUGCCAGAGAAGGUACAAGAGUUGAGAGUCGUCUGCUUCAGUAAUUGCAGGGUUUAGCUGGCCGUUGGCACUCUCCUUUACUGCAUUUCUGCUGCCAGACAGGACCAAUGUUGCUUUGUGACAAAUGUCAUUUGGAGUUCUUUGCCGGCAGCUUUUAAGUCAUUCCUGUCAGACUAACACAAGUAAAGACUAGCCACUCGAUAAGAGUUUGGCGAUAGACGUGGAUUUGCUGCAGAGUGCUGAUGACUGGAGUAGAGUUUGAGUACAACUCAAAGAGUCCCCGCUAAUUAACACCAGCGCAGAGAACCCUGAGUAAUCCCAAGUUCAAGCUCUGUGUUUUUGCCUACUAUGAAAGCUGAGACAAGCUGAGUCCUUUAAUUCCAAAAAAAAAGUUUUUGUUACCAAAGAGAGGCCACUGAGUUUCAUCUGUAUGUGCCUGCAGUGGAUAACAACAGGAAUUUACAAACACCAGCAUUACACAAGAAAUAUGUCAGGAAGACCAGGGUUGCUAUUUCAGGCAGCACAAUACACACUAUUCACCAUUCUUAACACUUUCAAAGACACAAAUAUAUAUACUUUCACAAGGUGUGUUCCCACUAAAGAGGUUUUUCAACACAUGCAGAACUUUGUAAGUACAUGUUAUAUGCACUGCUUGGUCAUGCUGAUUUUGAUUGAUUAUUUAUUGAUUAUUGUCAUGUAUAGAUUCUUCUAUGUCUCAUUUUAUUUUCCUUUGAACAAAUUGCCUCUAUCCACCGAUUUGAUCGGUGCCUUACUUUUUCUCAGAAGCGUUCCUAUGAAGAGAUGUCACCUCAUUGUAUGUAAAUGUACCUCUGUAUUUGUAUUACAUUUGUAACAAUGUCUUAUGUGAUCAUUUAUGAAAAACGGGAGAUUUGUAUGUAAUAUCAUUGUUUAAAGGAGAAAACAAAAAUGCUUCUAAUGGUGAA